GACAAUUUUAAUGUAAUUUAAGAGAAGUCAUGUAGCAUAGCUUUCUGAGGGUGGCAGUGAAAGAGAAAGUAAUAAUGGAACCCAAAUCCUUGAGAAAAAAAUUGCCAGAAGCAAGCAGAGAGUGAGGUAAAGAAAGUGAAAAGAGAAUUGGGAAGCUAGGGGAGGGCAUUCAGAAAGGGGAAAGUUGUGUUUGACACUAUUUAAGAUAGAUGCAUACAGCAGGGUUAUCAGAGAACCUACAGGGGAAGACUCAAACACGCUGCUCAGAGAGUCAUCAGAAUCUGCAAGAUCCACGAUGGCUAUGGUUUGUGCAUUCCUCACGAUUCUGGUAGUUAUGAGCCACUGGUCAACCUGCUGUCUAGGAUGUAACCUGCCUCGCACUCACAACCUCACAGUCCUGAAACAAAUGAGUCGACAGUCCCCUGUCUCCUGCCUGAAGGACAUACAAUACUUUGAACUCCCUUUGGAGAAGGUGGAUGCCCAGCAGAUCCAGAAGUCUCAAGCCAUCUCCGUCUUGGAAACCCUGACUCAGCAGGUCCUGACCCUCUUCGAAUCAGAGGAGUCACGUGCUGCUUGGAAUGAAACCCUCCGAUUGUCAUUCUGCAAUUACCUUUACCAGCAGCUCAAAGAUCUUGAAGCCUGUCAGAAUCAGCAGGUUGGAGUGCAGGAAGUUCCCUUGACCCAGGAACCCUCCUGGCUGGCUGUGAGGGAAUACUUCGGCAGGAUCACCAUGUACCUGAAACAGAAGAAACACAGCCCCUGUGCCUGGGAAGUGGUUAGAGUAGAAGUCGGGAGAGCCCUGAUUUAUUCAGAUAUGUUCCUGGCAAAACUGAGUGAAGAGAAGGAAUGAGUUCUGAGACAAAGUGGAGAGGAUUCUCCUGGACUACAACAUUGCAUCUCACAUUAUGAGCAAUUAUUUUCAAUAUGUUAAACUCUUUUUGUAUCUGCAUCCGUUUGGUUAUUUAUUUAUUUAUUUAUUUAUUCAUUGAUUGAUUGAUUGAUUCAUUUAUUUAUUUAUUAGAAUGCUAUAAUGUAUGUUAAGAUAUUUAUGCUAAAUCUUUUAUUC
Molecule: messenger RNA, 1066 nt
Organism: Rattus norvegicus (Norway rat)
Lineage: Eukaryota; Metazoa; Chordata; Mammalia; Rodentia; Muridae
Gene: Ifna12l
Product: interferon alpha 12 like
Exons: 1
Coding region: 296-850 (184 amino acids)
Source: RefSeq, marked validated